Molecule: messenger RNA, 581 nt
Organism: Saccostrea echinata
Lineage: Eukaryota; Metazoa; Mollusca; Bivalvia; Ostreida; Ostreidae
Exons: 3
Coding region: 210-554 (114 amino acids)
Source: RefSeq, a predicted model, not a curated record
UUACCUAAUGAAACUGAAGGUUAAUUGCUGUGGUAAUGAAGCUAACGAUCAUUUGGACGUUUAUAUAAAUGACUGUUCUCACGAUCAGCUGUUGCAUUGUUAAAUUGCUCGUGUACUGGAUUAUAGAAAUGUAUAUAUUAAACGUGAACAACACUGAUAUGAGACUAUAGAUUUCCUGCUUAAACAUAGUUGAUAGAAAAUAAACUGUCAUGAAGAUGUACGCUCUUUUGAUAUUUGCGAUCUGCAUUGGAAGCUGUGCAUCGGUUUUCGAACCUGGAAGAUUGAAUUGUCUUCCACCUGCUCGCUAUAGAAUGGGAGCUUGCCUGAACACUGAUCCGUGCUGUAUUGUGUCCCCGGUGUUUGUAAAUGGCUGCUUUCAAGGCUGUCAGGUGGCAUGUCAUAAUUCUAUAUUUUGCGAAAGGACAUGUCCAGUUUUGACAAGGUUCGAUAUCGAGAAAUGUGUCAAUUCCGAUCCCUUCUGCUAUGUUAAAAAAAUAACGGAAGAGACAAGAGGCAGAGUGUGUUUUAGAGGUUGCAUGAUGGCCUGUCAGUAAGCUCUAAUUAGAAUCCGAGGAUUCUUA